This is a messenger RNA of Staurois parvus, 482 nucleotides long. The record is from the annotation of a GenBank genome assembly. Lineage: Eukaryota; Metazoa; Chordata; Amphibia; Anura; Ranidae.
UUCAGAGAACCCAGUCUAAUAUGGAAAUUGAGGACUACAAUGGCCGCUCUUAUAUGUCUGCUGGAGAUUCAUCUCUGGAAAAGGAUUUCUCAGAAGCUUUAAUUGGACCCACUGUGAGCACACCUAACAGCCGACACUCAUCCCCAAGUCGUUCACUAAGUGCAAAUUCCAUUAAAGUGGAAAUGUAUAGUGAUGAAGAAUCUGGUCGUCUUCUAAAUCAUGAAGACCGCUUGAGCGAGAAGGAAGACGGUGUUAUGCCCGAUGACUCGCUGGUCGAGCCGUUGGGGUAUUGUGAUGGUCCAGGACAAGACCCUCAUUCGCCAGGAGGCAUUCGCCUCCCCAAUGGCAAACUGAAGUGUGACAUAUGCGGCAUGGUCUGCAUUGGUCCUAAUGUACUGAUGGUACACAAGAGGAGUCAUACAGGUAAGUCAAAAAACACAGAUGUACAGAAGCUGGACACUUUCCUUCUACCUUCUAGUUAG